AUGUCCCUAGACCUCUCGUUUCUAGGUCUGGCGGCCGAUGGUAGCGCAAACCAGGCACCACUACAGCACAUACCCUCACCCAAGCCUCCAAACGCGGCGAAAAAGAAGCGCAAAGAGCCCGCUGAGCAGCGUUCCUCUUCGCAGGAGGCCAGAAUACGGACACCAACAACAGGUACCAGGGUGACUUCUCGACGAGAUUUCCGAUGCACGAUGUGUGAUCGUGCCUUCGCCCGGGUCGAACACUUGACCAGGCACGAACGUGCUCAUAGCAACGAGAAGCCCUUUGAGUGUCGAUUUUGCAACUAUCGGUUUUCCCGCAAAGACUCGGCCCGAGUCCACCUCAAGCGAUAUCAUAAGGAACAUAUUCCGCCUGAUGGCGAGUUUCCCGCGUCCGAUAUCUUGAAGAUACAGACAACUGUCGCAGUCAUCCCGGAAAGCCAGUCAUCUGAUAUUACUCUGAAUGAUGUGACCAAAGAGCAGCCUGGACCUGAAACGAUCCCUGGUUCUUCUGACAGCCAUGCGCCGUUUGGGAGCAAACACAUCGACACUUUUACAACGGCGCAGUGGACAUUUCCUUUCGAGUUCAAUGGAUUAUACGACAACUUUGAUUGGCAACAGAGCCUCACAGUUCAAGAUCUUGAAUUUACGUUGCCGGCUACCAAUUCUGCAGCUAUCGAUACACUGGGCAGGCCAAUUACCAAUAGUUCCCACAGGGCGAUCGACGAAGCUGCUGCACCCAAAAUGCCAAGGCCUGGAAUAACAAUAUUGGAUCCAUUACCUUUGAACGCCAGCGAGAUUCACCUCUCCGGACCUGUACGAAGGGAAUGGUUUGAGAUUACUGAGGCUAAGAGGAUGGAUCUGGUGGAAGCGAUAAGCAACGCGAAGAUGGAAACGAUAUGCCGUCAUGUCUGGCAUUUGGGCGAUAUAUAUUGCGACCUUUCUCGAGGCCGUGCUGCCAAGCAUUCCCUGCAUCCAUGCCCCUACGUGGCACGCAAACCAACAGCCCUGGGCUUUGUUACUUGCUAUAGCCACCAUAGGCGCGACCUGCUGCGGAAAUGUGGACACAGGUUCAUCCUAUAUCAGGCCGCCCGUCAGCUGCUCUUCAAUCAUGCUUCUCUAACGUUCAAGAUUGAGCACUGCGGUUUGCAGCAGGAGGAACAGCCUAUAUGGGUGACUCAAACCCUGUUGUUUGUCAUGAUCUUUGGGGCUUGGAGUGGCAAAUCCGCUACUCUUCACGAAACGGUGACAAGUCAGUCACUUCUCGCCAGCCUUGUUCGGUCCGUUUCAUCCCUUGACGAAGCCCUCGGUCGCCACAACCCAAACCAAGAGCCGUUGUGGGAAUCCUGGGUCGCAGCCGAAACCAUCAUUCGGUAAGGUGUCGCCAGCUUGUUCGUGAGCGUGCCUCGAUUGUCACUGACCAACAUGGGACGAAACUUUCAGUCUUCAUCUUCUUCAGCCAAUUGAACCUAGCUUUGAGCAUGCCAUACGUUCUCCUCAAUAGCGAAAUGGACAUCGACUUGCCCUGUGCGGAAGAACAGUGG
Molecule: messenger RNA, 1541 nt
Organism: Exophiala viscosa
Lineage: Eukaryota; Fungi; Ascomycota; Eurotiomycetes; Chaetothyriales; Herpotrichiellaceae
Exons: 5
Coding region: 1-1374 (457 amino acids)
Biological process (GO): regulation of transcription by RNA polymerase II
Cellular component (GO): chromatin
Molecular function (GO): DNA-binding transcription factor activity, RNA polymerase II-specific; RNA polymerase II cis-regulatory region sequence-specific DNA binding
Source: RefSeq, a predicted model, not a curated record